AUGAGUCUGCAAAUAUUUAUGUACAAGGAUAUUCACGGCAGCAACAAAUUAGAAUGGUCAACCAGCCAUCACCAGGAGAUUAAUAAUGUUCUGCAGUUAUCCAGGGGGAUGUUGGUUCCAGGACCCCUGAAGUGCUUUGGAUCAGUUUCCAUCGGUUCUAACUGCUCGUCAGACCCUAGCAGCCAAGAUGGCAAGCAGAUCGACAGCAAGGAUGCUUUUCAGGAAGCCAUGGAUGCCGCAGGUGAUAAACUUGUAGUAGUUGACUUCUCAGCCACGUGGUAUGGGCCUUGCAAAAUGAUCAAGCCUUUUUUUAAUUCCCUCUCUGAAAAAUAUUCCAGUGUGGGAUUCCUUGAAGUAGAUGUGGAUGACUGUCAGGAUGUUGCUUCAGAGUGUGAAGUCAAAUGCAUGCCAACAUUCCAGUUUUUUAAGAAGGGACAAAAGGUGGGUGAAUUUUCUGGAGCCAAUAAGGAAAAGCUUGAAGCCACCAUUAAUGAAUUAGUCUAAUCAUGUUUUCUGAAAACAUAACCAGCAGUGGCUAUUUAAAACUUGUCUUGUUUUUAAUUUACAAAAAAUGUAAAGUAUAAAGAC
Messenger RNA from Callithrix jacchus (white-tufted-ear marmoset), 588 nucleotides. NCBI's taxonomy places the organism in Eukaryota, Metazoa, Chordata, Mammalia, Primates, Cebidae. The record is from RefSeq and is a predicted model, not a curated record.